Molecule: messenger RNA, 749 nt
Organism: Papaver somniferum (opium poppy)
Lineage: Eukaryota; Viridiplantae; Streptophyta; Magnoliopsida; Ranunculales; Papaveraceae
Product: classical arabinogalactan protein 5-like
Exons: 2
Coding region: 159-548 (129 amino acids)
Source: RefSeq, a predicted model, not a curated record
AGCCAUAUCACACUUCAUCACCGAACCUAAGAAAUCUCUGAAUUCUCAACCUCUUCUUCUCCACUUUCCCAACAACAAAUCUCAGUUCUCUCUCAAUUUUCUCAGUUUUUCUUCAGAUUUCUCAGUUUUUCUCUUUAGGAUCCUUGAUUGAUUUAGCAAUGGCGUUCUCAUCUAAAGUUGUGAUCACAAUGUUGUUGUUAGCUAUGGUUAUCGGAUCAACAAUAGCACAAGGUCCAGCAUCAUCACCAUCAAAAUCACCAGUUUCUGCACCAACACCAUCUAAAUCAGCAGUAGCACCAACUCCUUCAUCAUCAAAAGCUCCAUCACCAACUCCUGCUGCAACAACACCUUCUCCAUCACCAGCAACAUCUUCACCACCUGCACCACCAACUGACGCUCCUGCUCCAUCAGCACCAACCGGAGUUGUUGUUCCUCCUGUUUCAUCACCUGUUUCACCUCCUGCUGAAGCUCCAGCAAACGGUGCUGCUAGCCAUGGUGCUGUUCUUCUGGUUGCAUCAUCUGCUCUCCUUGCCUCUUUAUUGUUCUAGAUCUGAGAGGUUUACACUUUUAAUUAUUUAGAUUUUUAGUUUUUUUUUCUGGGUAUGGUAUAUUUAUUUGAUUAAUUGGGGGUUUUACUUACCAUUAUUAUUAUUAUUCAUAUUUGGGAUGAAUGAGUGAUGAUUCUGCUACAUUGUGCUCAUCUUCUCAAUUUAUUAUCUAAUCGAUGGAUUCUUUCUUAUACAACUACA